AUGGUUGUUGUUAAAAAGCAUGCCUUUCAAUUUCCAUUCCCCUUCCCAGUUCGUCCCAUCGAUCCGUCAGAGAUACUGAACUUAACGGAUGUAUCGGAGCAAUGCUUAACGGACGUCAAUGUGUUCACAUCAAGUUUGAACACUUACGCGCAGACCUUCGUGGCAUGUCAGCGAACUGGAGGAUGUACCGAAGUCCAGCAGACGGCACUCGACGAGCACAUUUUUGCUGUAAAACAAAUUGAUGCUUUUGGCAAGAUUCCGGCAGGAAUAAUGGACUACACGAUAAUCAACACCGGAUCGUACUCGGAAUGCAUGGAUGUAGUGGCACCAUACAAGGUGCAGUACUGUUAUGUGGCUGCCAGUGUAGUAAUGGAAGGACCUCCAAUGGGGCAAAUUGGCCCAAAAAUUGCUGUAUGCAUGCCAAGAAGCUGCACUGAAACGGAUAUCACUAAGAUCUUGGAGCGCUAUGAUGUACAACAGUAUGUGCCAGUCAACUUUACUAUUAACACAAACUGUGUACCAUCAAAAAACACAUACUCCGCGAAUUUUUGGGUAUUCAUCUGCGUUAUAGCCUUUUUUGCGAUCUGGGCAGUCCUUGCUAGUGUUACCGACUAUAUUCUGGAUACCUACUACAAAGACAGGGUGCAUGGCACAGGCACUCGAGUGUUUCUUGCCUACUCAAUAUAUACUAAUGGGGCGGAGUUGAUGAACGUAAGCCCUUAUAAAAAGGGAACUAUAAAGUCGUUAGCCUCAAUCCGAUUUGUCUCAAUGACAUGGGUCGUGGCAGGACAUGUGCUCAUGGAUGUCAUGAUCAGCGAUACAUAUGGACCUGUACUGGAAGUAUUCAAUCCUUUUCUAUCAACUACAAUCGUAAAUGCGUUCUUUUCCGUAGACACGUUUUUUGUGCUCUCCGGCAUAUUGGUAUCCUACCUGUUUUUCAAAUCCAAGCCUACUGCUGCAUAUGUCAAAAAUCCUAUGGUGUGGAUUAUGUACUACGUACAUCGCUAUGUCAGAUUAACACCACCUAUAAUGAUGUUUAUAUGGCUUUUUGUAACUCUGAGCCCACUCAUCAACGGGCCUUGGGCUCAGUCAGCAGUGGGCAUGCAAACCUCAAUGUACCAACCAUGUGAAAAGUACUGGUGGCAUAAUCUCUUCUAUAUCAACAACUUUUUUGACAUGACUCAAAAUUGUUACGGCAUAACUUGGUAUCUGGCGGUUGACACCCAACUUUAUUUUGUUGGACCAAUCUUUCUCAUCAUAUUUUACUUCUCGUGGAUUGCAGCAUAUGUCUACUACCUCACUAUCCAUUAUGAUUUUCCUGCAAUUAUGAUGGGAGCUUUUGCAAUGAAUGAUAUGACCACUUUUGGUUUAAAGAUGAUGGACUUUUUUAAUCUAUACUAUCAAAAGCCUUGGAGUCGCUGUACGCCGUACCUAAUUGGAAUUGCAGUGGGAUACUUCCUCGCUUCGGGGAAGAAACCGAAACUAAACAAGAUACUGAUUGUGUCUCUCUGGGUAUUAGCUGCAGCAAUUGCAUUGGCAUCGCUGUACGGCCCACACCAAUAUAUAAAAGGAGCGGAUUAUUGGAGCAAUGCAGUAAGUGGAACUUAUAACAAUUUUUCGAGAUUCGGUUGGUCAUUAGCAGUAGCUUGGGUCGUUAUCGCAAAUCAUCUGGGAUGGGGAGGAAUUAUUGCCGACUUCAUGGAUCAUCCGUUGUGGCAACCAUUGGGCAGGCUCUCUUACUGCGGUUAUAUUGCACACUUUUUCUUAAUCUCGUAUAUCUUCAACUUAGAUAAUCGACCAUCACAUUUUGUUUCAAUAUGGCGCACGUAUGUGCAUUGGGGUAUACCAACAGUUGUUGUAUCAUAUGUGUUCGCUUUCUUUUGGAGCUGCCUCUUCGAAGUACCUAUCAUAAAAUUAGAAAAGAUGCUGACGGCAAAUCUGAUGCCGAAAAAACCCAAGCAGGCUGUGGAACAAAGCACAAAGGAAGACGUAAGCGGAACCAGGAAGAACAUUAACUGAAAACAGUCUGACGAAUCUGAAUAAAACAUAUAAAAGAACAUUCCGAAGUUU
Messenger RNA from Cylicocyclus nassatus, 2070 nucleotides. The record is from the annotation of a GenBank genome assembly. NCBI's taxonomy places the organism in Eukaryota, Metazoa, Nematoda, Chromadorea, Rhabditida, Strongylidae.